CUGCGAUUUGAUCGCCGCUCAGUUGAUCAGAGUCACUCGAACGCGCCGCUGCUCAACGAUUCGGAAUUGGCGCGAAAAAAUAAAAUAAUUCAAGUUACAAGUUUUGUAUAUAGUAUAAUCGCUUGAAGAUUUACGUGUUGCAUCGGAUUCGUCGGCAAUUGGAAAUGCUCAUAAUGUGAUGUUUGCCCAGAGCUGCGCCGAGUCAGCCGAUCUGCCAUAAAAAUCUAAUCGCCGACGAAAAUGUUCUUCCUAAUCUGUUAAAUAAGAACGCCAACACACAACGUUCAGAGAUCCAGAGGAAAUAUAAAUCUGGUUGCGUGACUGCUCCGAUCGCCCGACAUGCAUUGCAGCAAUGAAACGGAAAUGAUCCAAUGUCCCAAGACGAAACGCCGGCUCAUCGAUCCUUCUGCCCCCAAAAACUGCAGUACUUCGUCCACGGACUCGGGUGUUAUAUUGAACGAUAAUGCGGCGGCUUUCCGGCCGGAGAAGGAAAAGGAGAAGGGGACCAAAGACGGGGGCACUGACGAAGGGCAGUUCCAAUCAAAAUCGGAAACGAAAACGGAACCCAAGCGUAUCAGCAUCGAGCAUUCUGUGAAUAUAACAAAGGAAAAUGCUGGCAAAUCAUCUUCGCCGACGGUUUCCAUACGGAGCACCACCAUUUCCAUUGUGUCCAUCGAUGAGAAUGCCAUCGACUCCAGUUGUAUUGAUAGUGAUUCGGAGGCCGAUGCCGAGGAUUAUACGGUCCAGAAGCUGGGUCAACAGGUCACCUACCCGCCCAACAGUUCUCACCUGCGUGACCUCAACCAGGGUCUCACGGUGAUCAGCCGCCAGGUGGCGCCCGGCCAGGCGGAAGUCCCACCUCCAAAUCCUUUGGAAGCGGGAGUCGUGGCCAAGCAAAUAUUGAACGGAAGUCUGGCCGUGGCCACGCCCACUUCUCCGGCAGGCGGAACAGCCCAGGGAAUUGGCAGCAUCGCGCUGACCAACUCCACGGAUGUGACCUUCGGCGAUAAGCACUUCUACGAGGGACCCGUGACGAUACAGCAGUUUCUCAUCGACAAUCGGGACAAGUGGAAAGCGGGCGAGGGCCCGGGAGGUGGACAGGAUAAUCCCGCCUUCAAUGCUGGAGCAACCGCUAAUGGCAGUGCGCCGGGUUCCAAGCUGAAUGAUCCUCCGCAGACGCCACCUAUCUGCCCCUUUUUGCCCAACACAAUUGGGCGCAAGGCUGUCACAAUAACGGUGCUUUUCGUGCUAUUCACCACUCUGCUGGGCAUCGUUCUGGCCACAACAACCAACCUCUUCGGCAAGACGUUGAACCAAAGUAAGAUCGCCGAUGUCGACGAUUCCAGACCAAAUAUUCCAAUCAAUUCAACAAUAGACUUGGACAACAUUGGUGGCGGCUUGAUUCUGAGGUUUGUGGAGCGUCAACAAUGGCUCGCUCAGCCGCCGCAGAAGAAGAUUCCGGAUCUGGAGCAGCCCGUGAGAAUGGUCAUAGUAAUGCCCACCAACUCGGACAAUUGCACCACCCAGGCGCAGUGUGUGUUCCGAGUUCGCCUGCGUCAGUCCUUCGAUAUAGAGUCGGUGCAGGAGGACGACAUAGUCUACAACUUCCUGAUCGGCGGCGAUGGCAACGUGUACGUGGGACGUGGCUGGGAUCAAGUGGGCGCCCACAUGGCCGGCUAUAACUCGAAGAGUCUUAGCCUGGCCUACAUCGGAUCCUUUCAGACUCUCAAGCCGUCGGACAAGCAGCUCAACGUAACUCGUCUUUUACUGGCCAGGGGAGUCAAGCUGGGGAAGAUUGCCCCCAACUACAGACUCACGGCGGCCAGCAAAUUGGAGCCAAGUCUAACACAAUACAAGGCGGAUGCCCUCUACCAAAGCUUCGGCAAUUGGACUCAUUGGUCGUAAAUAGUUCUAUAAGAGUAUAUGUAUGCGCAGCUCCGAUUUUUGGAUAUUCCCAAUCAUUUUCGCUUGAUAUUGUAGCAUAGAUGUUCUCCCUUUAAUGUGUGGCAUAUUCGAUUUAGAUAGAAUUACGAUUCGUUUGAAAAAAUGUGAUAUUAAAUAAAUGAAAAUGAUUAA
Messenger RNA from Drosophila rhopaloa, 2076 nucleotides. RefSeq names its product peptidoglycan-recognition protein LC (gene PGRP-LC). The record is from RefSeq and is a predicted model, not a curated record. Gene Ontology annotation, biological process: peptidoglycan catabolic process. The transcript is spliced from 4 exons. Gene Ontology annotation, molecular function: zinc ion binding; N-acetylmuramoyl-L-alanine amidase activity. NCBI's taxonomy places the organism in Eukaryota, Metazoa, Arthropoda, Insecta, Diptera, Drosophilidae. The coding region runs from base 340 to 1905 and encodes 521 amino acids.